GGGGGUGGGAGUGUUGUUAACCAGAGCGGCCGCCGCAGUCGCGGAAUUGAGCGGCCUCGCGGCGCUAAGCUGCUGGUCCCCGGGCCAGGGCAAUGUUCCGCACCGCAGUGAUGAUGGCCGCCAGCCUGGCGCUGACUGGGGCCGUCGUGGCUCACGCCUACUACCUCAAGCACCAGUUCUACCCCACUGUCGUGUACCUGACCAAGUCUAGCCCCAGCAUGGCCGUUCUGUACAUCCAGGCCUUCGUCCUUGUCUUCCUCUUGGGCAAGGUGAUGGGCAAAGUGUUCUUCGGGCAGCUCAGAGCAGCAGAGAUGGAGCACCUCCUGGAGCGGUCCUGGUACGCGGUCACCGAGACUUGUCUGGCCUUCACUGUCUUCCGCGACGACUUCAGCCCCCGCUUCGUCGCCCUCUUCACUCUCCUCCUCUUCCUCAAGUGUUUCCACUGGUUGGCUGAGGACCGCGUGGACUUUAUGGAACGCAGCCCCAACAUCUCCUGGCUCUUCCACUGUCGCAUCGUCUCCCUCAUGUUCCUUCUGGGUAUCCUGGACUUCCUCUUCGUCAGCCACGCCUAUCACAGCAUCCUGACCCGUGGGGCCUCUGUACAGCUGGUGUUUGGCUUUGAGUACGCCAUCCUGAUGACCAUGGUGCUCACCAUCUUCAUCAAGUACGUGCUGCACUCUGUGGACCUGCAGAGCGAGAACCCCUGGGACAACAAGGCCGUGUACAUGCUCUACACGGAGCUGUUCACAGGCUUCAUCAAGGUUCUGCUAUACAUGGCCUUCAUGACCAUCAUGAUCAAGGUGCACACCUUUCCGCUCUUCGCCAUCCGGCCCAUGUACCUGGCCAUGAGGCAGUUCAAGAAAGCUGUGACCGACGCCAUCAUGUCUCGCCGGGCCAUCCGCAACAUGAACACCCUGUACCCGGAUGCCACCCCAGAGGAACUCCAGGCCAUGGACAACGUCUGCAUCAUCUGCCGAGAAGAGAUGGUGACCGGCGCCAAGAGGCUCCCCUGCAACCACAUUUUCCACACCAGCUGCCUGCGCUCUUGGUUCCAGCGGCAACAGACCUGCCCUACCUGCCGCAUGGAUGUGCUUCGGGCAUCUCUGCCAGCCCAGUCACCACCGCCUCCUGAGCCUGCAGACCAGGGGCCACCUCCUGCUCCCCACCCACCACCACUCCUGCCCCAGCCCCCCAACUUCCCCCAGGGCCUCCUGCCUCCCUUUCCUCCAGGCAUGUUCCCACUCUGGCCCCCCAUGGGCCCCUUUCCACCUGUCCCACCUCCUCCCAGCUCAGGAGAGGCUGUGGCCCCUCCAUCUACGAGCACAGCCCUCUCUCGGCCCAGUGGCGUGGCCACAACCACAGCUGCUGGCACAGCUGUUGCUGGUGCCCCUGCCCAGGCACCUGGCUCUGUCCCUGCCCCCGAGAGUGGCCCAGCCCCUGGCUUCCCCUUCCCUCCGCCCUGGAUGGGUAUGCCCCUACCUCCACCAUUUGCCUUCCCCCCAAUGCCCGUGCCCCCUGCGGGCUUUGCCGGGCUGACUCCAGAGGAGCUGCGGGCCCUGGAGGGCCAUGAGCGGCAGCACCUAGAGGCCCGGCUGCAGAGCCUACGCAACAUCCACACGCUGCUGGACGCCGCCAUGCUGCAGAUCAACCAGUACCUCACCGUGCUUGCCUCCCUGGGGCCCCCCCGGCCUGCCACUUCAGUCAGCCCCACUGAGGAGGCCGUCCCUACAGUGACUGCUGCCUCCUCCACUAGCACCCCCAGCUCCGAGGCCACCACCCCGUCCCCAGGAGCCUCCCCUCCAACCCCUGAGCCUGAAAAGCCCCCAGCUCGGGAGUCGGCGGGCACCGAGGAGCCGCCCGAGGACGGGGAGCCAGACGCAGCAGAGCUCCGCCGCCGCCGCCUACAAAAGCUGGAGUCCCCCGUGGCCCACUGACACUGCCCCCGGCCCCUGUCCCCGCUCUCUUGAGCAGCCCUCACUGGAACAUGUCCUGCCACCAAGUGCCAGCUCCCUCUCUGUCUGCACCAGGGAGAAGUGACCCCCAGCUCUGAGGAGACAGUAGCCGCCCCUAGCCAAAUGAGAGGCCUGAGCUGCCGGCUGACUCCAGGCAGCCCUAGGCAGCCAUGGGGAUCGUGGGUCAGGCCCAGCCAUCCUCUCCCACGCUUCAGCACUGGGUUCUGGGGCCUGGCUGGGCAGUGAGGGCCGAAAGACUCCGCCCCAGGAAGUCCUCUUCCUCCCCACCCCUUUCUGGGAGAAGGGGCAGCCCCUCCAAGCCCUGCUUGUGUGCGGAGUCAUGCUGCAGUGCCGAACAGUAUUAGCGUCCGUUCCUCAGUGUGGACUCGAGGGGCUGGAGGCGGGCCGGGAUCUUGUUCCUUGGCCUGCCCACCAAGACUAGUACCGAUUCCCUUUUCUCCCCUCUUCCUAGAACCUCCUUGUGAUGGUGGCUGUGCCCCCUAUGCCCUGUGGCAUUUCCAUGUCUUACUGGCAACCACUCAACUCAGGGAAAGAAGUGCCUGGGGAUGGGGGGCAGGUGGGCAGCACUGAGGGACCCUGCCCCUUCCCUCUCCCCCCAGGCCCUUCUUCCCAAGCCGCUUCUCCGAGGGAGACUGACCAGGUCUCCCCCAGCAGCCACUGCCCAGCCUCCCUGCAGGCUGAGGACCAGUGCGACUGCUCCUUAACCACUGCAGACCCCCUGGCAAUGGAGGAAGGCCCCCUCUCAGCCUGCAGGACUUCUUGAGUUGAGAAUUGGAAUUCCAUCCUUCCUAGAGUCUUUUGGCUUAAACGUUGUCUUUUGAAUUUGAAUGCAGGCGUGCCAGGCUUCUGGUCUUUCCAGUUUAGAAAAGGCUCCUGCCAGGGAGGGGCCACAGGAGCCCUGGCCUGCCGGCUUCAGUCUUUAUCCCCGUUUUGUGUUACAAGAGUUGCUGGAGACAGUUUCAGAUGAUUAUUUAAUUUGUAAAUAUUGUACAAAUUUUAAUAGCUUAAAUUGUAUAUACAGCCAAAUAAAAACUUGCAUUAAC
Molecule: messenger RNA, 3016 nt
Organism: Orycteropus afer afer
Lineage: Eukaryota; Metazoa; Chordata; Mammalia; Tubulidentata; Orycteropodidae
Gene: SYVN1
Product: synoviolin 1
Cellular component (GO): cytoplasm
Source: RefSeq, a predicted model, not a curated record